AUUCUGGGUAGGGACAGCCGCAGUCACUCUGCAGCGCCCACCCUCCUACUCAUAGGCUGCCGCGUCCCGUAACUCAUCAUCCAGCCCCGCCCACUCUACCCGCCAUUGGUCGGAGCGUCCCGUCACUCAUCGUGACGUGAUUGGGAGAGAGAGAGAGAGGGUGCGGGGCUGCUAGCUGUGUCCUUGAGAAAGGGGGACUGAGUGAUUGGACCCUGCGACCAAUAGCUAGAGACAGGGGCGGGUCUAGCUGAGUGACGCGUUGCUGCAGCCUAUGAGAGAGUGGGCGGGGCUGGUGGCUUAUCCCCAUGAGCUAGACGCUGACCCGGAAACACUGCCCCCCCACUUCCUGUACACAGAGCUCCGCCCCCGGUCUACUUUGCUGCUGCCGCCUCCUCCUCCAGAUCCCUCCAGACGUCUUCAAACCGACUCCAGUAUAAAGGGUUGCACAGUAGUGAAGAAGACAUCUGGUGAGUGUGAAACACCCAGCAGCCGUUCCAGAAGAUCCUGGAACUCGCCAACAAGAUCAUUCAGCUGCUGACUGGAGAGGAGGAGGAGUAUAUAGAGGAACACAGAGGUCUGUACAAGGACGUGAUGAUGGAGAAUCACCGGCCCCUCACAUCACUGGAUGGGCCCAGUAACAGAGAUACCCCAGAGAGAUGUCCCCGUCCUCUGUAUUCCCAGGAUUGUACAGAGGAGAAUCACAGGAUCCCACAGGAGGAUCAGGUAGAACGUCUGUCUGUUAUGAAGGCAGAAGAUAUAGAGGAAGAAGAAGAGACGUAUGUGACUGAUAUGAAGGUAGAAGAUGUAGAGGGAGAAGAAGAGACGUAUGUGACUGAUAUAAAGGCAGAAGAUAUACAAGGAGAAGAAGAGACGUAUGUGACUGAUAUGAAGGUAGAAGAUGUAGAGGGAGAAGAAGUGACGUAUGUGACUGAUAUAAAGGCAGAAGAUAUAGGAGAAGAGACGUAUGUGACCGAUAUGAAGGCAGAAGAUAUAGAGGGAGAAAAAGAGACGUAUGUGACUGAUAUGAAGGCAGAAUAUAUAGAGGGAGAAGAAGAGACGUAUGUGACUGAUAUGAAGGCAGAAGAUAUAGAGGGAGAAGAAGAGACGUAUGUGAGGGGUGAUCAGCAGUGUAAGGAGGAGGAAAUCCCUACAGAUAUCAGCACAGCAGAUGGACACACAAGCAGGAAUAUCUCAGAAGGACAUCUAAUGAUAUCCCCGGAUUGUGACAUAAAAGAUAAUGACAGCAGACAGGAUUCUCCAGGAGCUAACCCCAUUACCCCAAUUAUACAUCCAGCUCUAUCAGCUGAUCCCUCUGAUCCUGGGAAAUGUUCUCCUGAUCACUCUGAUAUUGGAGCAUCUGUUACAGCUCUGACAGUAGAUACAGUGUUUCCCUGUUCUAUAGAUGCCAAAUGUUUUACACAGAACACAAAUCUUAUUACCCAUCAACCAGCUAAGGCAGGUGAGAAGCCAUUUCCAUGUUCUAAGUGUGAGAAAUGUUUUACACGGAAAUCAGAUCUUGUUACACAUCAGAGAAGUCACACAGGUGAGAAGCCAUUUUCUUGCUCUGAGUGUGGGAAAUGUUGUUUAAGUAAAUCACAUCUUGUUAUACAUUACAGAGGUCACACAGGUGAGAAGCCAUUUUCUUGCUCCGAGUGUGGGAAAUGUGUUAGACGGAAAUCACAACUUGUUACACAUAAGCGAAGUCACACAGGUGAGAGGCCAUUCCCAUGUUCUGAGUGUGGGAAAUCUUUUACACAGAAAUCACAUCUUGUUAAACAUCAGCGAAGUCACACAGGUGAGAAACCAUUUCCAUGUUCUGAGUGUGGGAAAUGUUUUACACAUAAAUCGUAUCUUGUUAUACAUCAGAGAAGUCACACAGGUGAGAGGCCAUUCCCAUGUUCUGAGUGUGGGAAAUGUUUUGCACGGAAAUCACAUCUUGUUGCACAUCAGCAAAGUCACAUAGGUGAGAAGCCAUUUCCAUGUUCGGAGUGUGGGAAAUGUUUUACACGGAAAUCACAUCUUGUUAAACAUCAGAAAAGUCACACAGGUGAGAAUCCAUUUUCUUGCUCUGAGUGCGGGAAAUGUUUUACACGGAAAUCAGAUCUUAUUACACAUCAGCGAAGUCACACAGGUGACAAUACAUUUCCAUGUUCUGAGUGUGGGAAAUGUUUUGCACAUAAAUCAUAUAUUAUUAAACAUCAGAGAACUCACACAGGUGAGAAGCCAUUUCCAUGUUCUGAGUGUGGGAAAUGUUUUGCACACAAAGCAGAUCUUAUUAAACAUCAGAGAAUUCACACAGGUGAGAAGCCAUUUCCAUGUUCUGAGUGUGGGAAAUGUUUUACACACAAAGCAGAUCUUGUUAAACAUCAGAGAACUCACACAGGUGAGAAGCCAUUUUUUUGCUCUGAGUGCGGGAAAUGUUUUACACAGAAAUCACAUCUUGUUAAACAUCAGCGAAAACACACAGGUGAGAAUCCAUUUCCAUGUUCUGAGUGUGCAAAAUGUUUUGCACACAACUCAGAUCUUAUUAAACAUCAGAGAAGUCACACGGGUGAGAAGCCAUUUUCUUGUUCUGAGUGCGGGAAAUGUUUUACCUGGAAAUCACAACUUGUUACACACCAGCAAAGUCACACAGAUGAGAAGCCAUUUCCAUACUCUGAGAAGUAAAUCAGCUCUUGUUGCACACAAUAGACAUCACUCAGGUGAGGAACCAUUUUAAUCUUCUGGAGUAUACUUAUCAUUGCCAUGCAUUGUUCUUCAACGUUCUUAUCCUAUCUCCUAUGCUUUUUGCAAUAUACAUGCUACCGCAGGGCGAAAUAAUCAGACGUCAUGUCCUUAUCUACCACUGCUAUGCCGAUGACCUGUCUUUUGCUCCAGUACCAAUCCUAAAUGGUUGUCUAGCUGAGCUCCAGGUAUGGCUGAUGCCAGUUGACUGUGACUCAGUCCUGGUGAAACAGGUCCUUAUGAUAGAAGCUCUCCAACAAAGGGCAGGGCUACAGCUCAGCUUUGCCUACCAACCAGACUUACACUUGGGGGUUCAGAGUUACAAAAUGCUGAUCCUGUGUGGAAUCUUGGUGUCCUGGAUGGUGGAGUGACACGUAACGGUAUCUGCCACAAUCAGAUCCUCAUCUGAGGAACAUAGCCAGACUCCAGCACUUUAUUCUCUCAGAAGAUCUACCUACAGUCAUACAUGUAUUUGUAUCAUCACGCAUAAACUUCUGCAAUGUCCUCUACCUGGGUCUCCCAGCAAAAGAAUUGCACCGCUUGUAGCUUAUACAGAAUGCAGUAGCCGGGCUGUUACCUAAUCAGCCCGUUCCUGCCACGUAACACCCAUUCUCUUCUCCCUUCAACGGCUGCCUGUAAGAUGGUGACUCUAUUACAUAAUCUUACUGACUCUCCCAGCCCUACAUGACCAGGGUCCAAGGUACCAGAAGCAGCUUCUGCCUCCUUACUGCCCAACUUGCUUCCAUCUGCAGAUGAAGGACUGUUACCAGCAGUACCCAGAAACCCGAAGCAGUGCUGAGAAGUCAUUGCGGAGACAGGGUGGGUGGCACUAUUGCUGUAGUGGAGGCUGCCGAAGGCAGUGUCUGUGGGUAAUAUUGUCCCCAAGCAGUGCUGAGGUGUCAGGGGGAGACACAGGGUGGCUGGCAGUAGUGGGGAGAGAGAGUGCGGGUGACAGUAGUCGGGGGGAGACAGGGCAGUUAGCUGUAGUGGGGACUGCAGGAGGCAGUGUGUGAGAAUCUUGUCCCCAAGCAGCGUUAAGGUGUCAGAGAGGAAGAUGUGGCGGGUGGCAGUAGUGGGGGGGGGCGGCGUGCAACAGUUCGCAGCCACCAGGAGAAUGAAAUUCUGGCUUUCUUGACUGGGUGGGUGGCAGUA
Messenger RNA from Pseudophryne corroboree (corroboree frog), 3876 nucleotides. RefSeq names its product oocyte zinc finger protein XlCOF6-like. The transcript has 7 exons. Gene Ontology annotation, biological process: regulation of transcription by RNA polymerase II. Gene Ontology annotation, cellular component: nucleus. Gene Ontology annotation, molecular function: RNA polymerase II cis-regulatory region sequence-specific DNA binding; DNA-binding transcription factor activity, RNA polymerase II-specific. The record is from RefSeq and is a predicted model, not a curated record. NCBI's taxonomy places the organism in Eukaryota, Metazoa, Chordata, Amphibia, Anura, Myobatrachidae. Bases 592 to 2667 code for a protein of 691 amino acids.